Carcharodon carcharias (great white shark) is the source of this 1844-nucleotide messenger RNA. It is a transcript of the gene dync2li1, whose product is annotated as dynein, cytoplasmic 2, light intermediate chain 1. Gene Ontology annotation, molecular function: dynein heavy chain binding. The record is from RefSeq and is a predicted model, not a curated record. The coding region runs from base 448 to 1416 and encodes 322 amino acids. Gene Ontology annotation, cellular component: axoneme; ciliary basal body; cytoplasmic dynein complex. Gene Ontology annotation, biological process: intraciliary retrograde transport; intraciliary transport involved in cilium assembly. The transcript is spliced from 12 exons. NCBI's taxonomy places the organism in Eukaryota, Metazoa, Chordata, Chondrichthyes, Lamniformes, Lamnidae.
UGGCAACGGGGCUUGGGCGGCCUGUGGGUUUGUGGGAGUCGGUUCUCGGGCUAAACCGAGGCCCAGGAGCGGGCGGUUUUAUUUACCGUGCAGGAUGCCCCGGCCGAGGUGAAUAGUUAAUGAUGAUUGUUGCUGAAUAAUUGGAGGGGGAGGGGAGGAGCAGCGGCCACGGAAGACCCUGAAGCUGGAUAUAGACACAAAGGGCUCAAUAUCAGGCAUCUCGGCAGGUUGUCCUAAUGGUAUCGUCUGUAUGAGAGACAUUCUCCUGCUGAAUCCCAACGUUUCUUCAUUCCUCAGCCCUGCAACUUCACUUCCUAACUCCGGUUGCCUGGGUUCAGUAGCCACUUGAGGUCAUGAAUUCCAUACUUCAAUAACUCUGUGGAAAUCUUUAUUUCUGAUCUAAUGACACUCUCUGGGAUAUAGCUGUGGCUCAAGUUUCAAAGAAGAAUGAGGAGAAAGAAGACUUCGAAGUCAGGGAAAGAUCUGUAUUCUUCUUGGGAAAUAAAAGUGGGGGAUGAAGUCCCAAAACCUACAUUAGCUUUGGAGUAUACUUUUGGAAGAAGAGCUAAAGGACAUAACACUCCAAAGGAUAUUGCUCACUUUUGGGAACUAGGUGGUGGAACGUCACUGUCUGAUCUUGCUCAGAUUCCAGUUACCAUCGAUAGUAUAAGGACCCUGUCUAUUGUUUUGGUUUUGGAUCUUUCAAAACCCAAUGAUCUCUGGACAAGCAUGGAGAAACUGCUGAUUGUGACAAGGAAUCAUAUAGAUAUGGCUAUAAAUGAACUGGGCAAAAAGGAUUCUAUAAAUGUAAACGACAUCAAGCAAAAGACCUGGAAAACUUUGCAGAGGAAUCACCCGGACUGGGAAUUAAUUGAUCCAUUUCCCAUUCCUCUGGUUAUAAUUGGGAGCAAGUAUGAUAUUUUUCAGGAUUUUGAGUCUGAAAAGAGAAAAGUAAUCUGCAAGACACUGCGCUUUAUAGCCCAUUACUAUGGAGCUUCACUAUUGUUUUUCAGCAAUAAAGCAGAAAGCACGAUAUCUAAGAUGCGGACUAUCCUAAACCAUUUGGCAUUCGGCACUGACAGAAGCAAAACAGUAUCUGUAGAGCACAACAAGCCACUGUUUGUCCCAGCUGGGCUGGAUUCACUGAGUCUGAUUGGGUCUCCACCAGCUGCUGAAGUUGAAUUGGGAAAGAUAAAUGCACGGAAUCCAAUUGAUCUAUGGAAGAAAGUAUAUGAGAGGCUAUUUCCAACGGAGAAUACCAGCGAAUUGAAAGAUAUUGGGGAUCCUGCUAAAGACCCACAAUAUGCUGAACCUGAAGUGGAUGCAAUGAGGACACAAAAGGAUCAGGAGCUUGAGCAAUAUAGAAGAAAUGCUUCCAAAUCUUGGAAAGAGAUGCAGUUUGACACACGGAGAUAAUUUUAUCUUAAGAAUUUGUAUGCAGCAUUUUUACAUUUUAGUUUUGAAAAUUCACAAUUUUGUAUGUUUUGAAAUGAAAUAUAUUUUGACAGUAUUUUAAUAUGCAUUUCCUAAAGGAAUGAGUAUUUUAUCUAUCACUUUAAUAUUAAUUUAUAUUCAUAUAUUUCAGUCAUUAUUUUUCUGAACUUUUGUUUCUCUCAUGUUCAAUAAUUGUGUAUUCAAUAUGACAAAUGUUUGUUUAUUUAAAGUGUAUUAAAAAGGUAGAAAUUUGUGGUUCUGUACAUUUUUGUGAAAUUCAAUAUCAAAAAUUUGUAACUAAGUGAUGAAGGAAUGUGUAUAACCAUAUCAGCAAGAAACACAAGAUUAGAACAACAUGUAAAGCUCCUGUAAGCUUAUUUCAAACUGUAAUAAAUCUUGGUGUCUAGAAA